GAGAGAGAGAGAGAGAGAGAGAGAGAGAGAGAGAGAGAGAGAGAGAGAGAGUUGAAGAACGUACACAUAGUUUGCCUUCUCCUCCUCCUCCUCCCCUUCCUUGUCUCUGCAGACAAUCCCGAAAUUAAGACGAAUGCACACAUCCGCUCCGACCGGACCGGGGUGCCAGCAUUUCUGCACGCAUGGGGAAAGCUGCAGGACGCGACACCGGCGCUACCCGCAUUGCAUCACAGACACGACUCCCGGUCCCCCGCUGUCUUCAUCCUCCCACAUCAGCCCGAGCCGGCCUAAAAGGACGUCUUUCUCUAUUCGCCGGUGCGGCACAAAAAGGCAUCUUCGCCGAUGAUGAAAUCGAUCCAAACGGCUUGCUCGUGUGCGCAAAAGCCGUGAAUUACGCGCGGCGCGAGUAACUUUCCAGAGCCGCCGAAUGGCUUGCGCAUCUUCGACGAGCCUGCGGGUGGCAUCCAGCGAGAGCUCCCACGCGUGUCAUUUGCAGCCCGGUCACGUUAUCGAUUAAGGAGAGCGGCAGCUAGGAGCAACCUGUGGCAGCGCGCGUCCUUGCUUCAACUUGCGUCUUCUUUCCGCGAGGUGCAAUGGAGCGACGUCGCAGCUGACGAUUUGGAAGCGUCGGGAGGAGCGGAGUCGCCCAGGGGAAAAAUGUAUGGGCGGUGCACGCAGGAGCUGGGUGCCUACGCUAAGGCGGAAGCGGCCCGCCUGCGCGAUGGCGGCGUGCGCAACGGCGAAGGGCUGCGGCGGAACGCCAGCGUCCGAAGUCGUGCGGCGGAUCUGCACGAGUACCAGAAAGAACCGUGCGCCAAGUGCCGGUCAUGCGCCUCCAGCUGUCAGAAGUUUCUGAUCUCGCGGCUGGGAGAGGACUGGAUCUUCCUCAUCCUACUGGGGCUGCUCAUGGCGCUGGUCAGUUGGGUCAUGGACUACGCCAUCGCCUUCUGCCAAGAAGUACAGAAGUGGAUGUACAGCGGCCUGGACAAUCAUCUGCUGCUGCAGUACAUCGCCUGGGUCAGCUACCCCGUGGUGCUCAUCACGUUCUCGGCAGGAUUCACGCAGAUCCUGGCCCCGCAGGCCGUGGGCUCGGGCAUUCCAGAGAUGAAGACCAUCCUGAGGGGGGUGGUCCUCAAGGAGUACUUGACUUUUAAGACGUUUGUGGCCAAGGUCAUCGGGCUCACCUGCGCCCUGGGCAGCGGGAUGCCUCUGGGGAAGGAGGGACCUUUCGUACACGUGGCCAGCCUGUGCGCCGCCCUUCUCAGCAAAUUCAUGGCCGCUCUUUUUGGCGGAAUCUACAUGGAAGAGCCCUUCGAGGGAAGUAAGAAUGAGUUGAGGAACACCGAAAUGCUGUCGGCCGCUUGCGCGGUGGGCGUUGGUUGCUGCUUUGCUGCGCCUAUCGGAGGGGUGUUGUUCAGCAUCGAGGUCACGUCGACGUUUUUUGCCGUGAGGAACUACUGGAGGGGCUUCUUCGCUGCUACCUUUAGCGCCUUCAUCUUCCGAGUGCUGGCGGUAUGGAACCAGGAGGAAGAGACCAUCACAGCUCUCUUUAAGACUCGCUUCCGUCUGGAUUUCCCCUUUGACCUUCAGGAGCUGCCGGCCUUCGCCGUUCUCGGGAUCGCCUGCGGUUUCGGCGGCGCCCUGUUUGUCUACCUGAAUCGGCUCAUCGUGGAGUGCAUGAGGAAGCAGAAGACCAUAAACAAGCUCUUCCUGAGGAAUCCGUCUCUUCCUGUCAGGCGUUUGGCGUAUCCGGCGCUCGUCACCCUGCUGGUGUCCACGCUCACGUUCCCUCCGGGCCUCGGGCAGUUCAUGGCGGGCCAGCUGACGCAGCACGAGUCGUUGGUGGCGUUGUUUGACAACCGCACGUGGUGCCGCCAGGGGGUGGCCGAGGAGUUUGACUACAUCAGCCACCACCACCACGCCUGGAAGCACCCGCAGGUCAACGUCUUCAUCACGCUCGUCCUCUUCAUCGUCAUGAAGUUUUGGAUGUCCGCCGUGGCAACCACCAUGCCCGUUCCGUGCGGGGCCUUCAUGCCGGUUUUCCUCAUCGGUGCGGCAUUUGGCAGACUGGUUGGAGAGAUCAUGGCUGCCAUGUUUCCUGACGGUAUCCAUGCCGACGGCAGGGUCUAUCCCAUAGUUCCCGGCGGUUACGCUGUCGUGGGUGCUGCGGCGCUUUCCGGGGCCGUCACCCACACCGUGUCCACCGCCGUCAUCGUCUUCGAGCUGACGGGCCAGAUCUCGCACAUCCUGCCCGUGAUGAUCGCCGUGAUCUUGGCCAACGCCGUGGCCCAGGCGCUCCAACCGUCGCUGUACGACUCCAUCAUCCGCAUCAAGAAGUUGCCCUAUCUUCCCGAGUUGGGCAUGGGCCAUCACGAGAAGUAUAAUAUCCGCGUGGAAGACAUCAUGGUGCGGGACGUGCGCUUCAUCACGCUCACCUCGUCUUAUCGGGAGCUGCAGGAGAUGCUGCUGACCGGUCAGCUCAAGACGCUGGCCUUGGUUGAAUCUCGAGACUCUAUGAUCCUCCUGGGCUCCAUCGAGAAGCUUCAGCUGCAGUCUCUGCUCUCGCUGCAGCUGAGUCGCCAGCGCCGGCUGCGCCAGCUGCUAUCCCGGGACAGCGACCCCAACGACAACCUGACCAGCCUCACCAGCCUGACUAGCGACAGCGCCCCCACAUCCCCGCGUAACAACGCUCAUCGAGGGGUUCACUUCUUGGUGAGCGCCCAAGAGAUCUCCACAGAGGAGUCGUCCUCCUUCGCCUCCAACCUUCGCCGUCCUCUCAAGUCGGCCCUCAAGAGCACGGCGGCCGUCAGCGACGCCGACCCGCCCGACGCUUUUCAGAUGCUGUCCUAUGCCGAGCAAGACGAAGAGAGGCGAGAGAGUCCGUGCGAAAGGAGGAAGCCCAAACGCGUGAGGAUCUCGAUGACGGACUCGACUGAAGUAGACGAUUGUAUGAGCCCAACUGAGAUCACCGAGUGGGAAGAACAGCAACUGGACCAGCCGCUGGAUUUUAAGAACUCCAAGAUCGAUCCGGCUCCAUUCCAGCUAGUGGAGCACACCUCGCUUCAUAAGACCCACACCAUUUUCUCCCUUCUGGGUCUGGAUCACGCCUACGUGACCAGCAUGGGCCGUCUGGUCGGCGUCGUGUCGCUCAAAGAGCUACGUAAGGCCAUCGAGGGCUCAGUGACGGUGGCGGGGGUGAAAGUGCGCCCCCCACUGGCCAGUUUCCGUGACAGCGGCAACACCAGCAGCAUCUCCGAGGUCACAGAGCUCCACAAACUGUGCAUGCGCCACCGGGGACUCUCGUUGCCGCGGGAACCCAGACCGCCGGACCAGGCGGAGGUCCGGCCAGACGUGGCGUACCACGAUACGCCCGUCGACGCGUCGGACCAGACCGAGCCGGGCGAGCCGACGCUCCGGGAGAGCCCCUCGUUCACCGAGGACCAGUCGGACUUGACCUUUGACUGCAGCCCCGCCCACACGGAGGAGUCCGAGCUGGUUUGUGACUUUGAACCACCGCCGGGCCAAACUCCCGAGCCAGAACAAGUGACGCCAGGAAGCUGGAGCGCCCCUCUGAGUGGGGACCAAUCAGAACCAGAGGCAAGACCAAUCGCUGACGAGUGAUGAAUGUUGACUUUUCUUCCAUUAGAGUAGCUCCUCCAUUUGACACUGCCUCGCUUAAGACACAGUCUGGGGGAGAACUAGCGAUGAAUCCAGAGGCACAAAGUCCGAGGUUUUUUUGCGAAUGUCUUUGCGACCGUUGGCGAGCUUGAACCAACGCUGACAUACAAAACACUCGCAAAACUACGCCUUACCUGCCUUCCGGACCAAUAGGGGGCAGUGUCAUAUUUUUUGGUAGGGUGACACAUUUGAUUGGGCUUUUUUUUUCCCAUUUGUGUCGUUAUGGGGAGCCCAGAUGGUGCAAUAUUUAGCCCACAAAUAUACAAGUAUCUAAAAGUUCCUUUGUUGCAGUAGCUCACUUCAAAAAGUGGUUCAUUUGCGUCACCUGUAAGAUAUGAUAGUCAAGAUUAUUUGAUUGAAUCAUGAAAUAUUGCACUCUGAGGUAGUGAAUCUAUCUGUAAGAUUCACAUUUUAAAUUGAUCUGUAAUCCAAUUUAUUAGGAUGCAGCUAUAGAUCCUUUUUUGGUACAAAUGUUGUUGACGUAAAAUUAUUCACAUUCGCACAAUGCUUAAUAAUAGCAACUCUGAACAAUAUAACAAUUGUAUGAAAUAUGUUAGUCACAUCAUAUUUUAUAUAGAUAGUCUAACUUGAUUAAGGCCCCUUCAUUUAAAAAAAAAAAAAAAAUUAGUUCUGCACGCCUGCCUCAAAUUACUGACAUGAAUGUUUGAAUAGAAUAGAUUCCAGUAGGUCACAAUAUGACUUGGUUGUCAUAUUUCUUGGUUAUGGGUCAUCAUCAUCAUGUUGAUGGACGCUGCAGAUGUUGGAUGAUGACCACCAAGUCUUGGCGUGCCUUCAUUCCUUGCGUACGGACAAAAAUGAAUCACGAAUGACGAGCAAAGGUCAAGGCUGUUAACUACCUAAUUGCCAUAACAUAGGACAGCUUCUAUUCGAUUGUCGCCACUUCUUAUAGAUGACAUCAACGGAUAUGCAAUAAACAAACGAUGGUAGCUAAUGCGAAAUAAUUCACCCAGGCGACGUUCUGCCACGUCUGACGUCUUGUGUGACAAUGUUACGAUUUUUUUUUAAACGUUGUUUGUCCACUCUGAAGGCGCAUCAGGGCCGCAAUGAAAAAGAAAGCUCAAUACGUUAAGAGACAAACGACCUAUAUUUUUUCAUGUUGGAAUACUAUGAGAAUGCAGUUAUAUAUUUUUUCAUUAAAAUAAUUUGGGAGAUAAAAAGUUGUCUACUCUCCAGGUUUAAGAAAUGGAUGUUAUGAGAGUAAAGUGGAAAAAAGGGACGUUUUCUAGGAAAAAAGGAGAAAACAUUUUCAAGAACCAAGCCACACUUUGAAGAUUUGAGUCAUAAUAUUCUUGUCAUAAUGUAGAUUUUCAACAUUAAAAGUCAUAUUUUAACAUUUCUAAAAUAUAUUCAAUAUAUGCAUUCUCACAAUAUUACAAUUUAUUCUCCUAAUAUUUUGUCCUUUUGCCUGGAAAAUGUACAACACUUUUCAUAAUAUUACCAAUUUAAUCUAAAAACGUGCAAUUAAAUUUGCAACCUUAUACUCUUAAUAUUGUGACUUAAAUCUUGAAGAUUACAAUUUUUCAAUCCUAAACGUACACAGUGUGGACCAUUAGUCUCAUAAAAUGACUUACUAUUUUUUCUUCCUUGAAAGCAUGGAACCUCAAAAGCACAACGUUAAUAUUGGCCCCUACUCUCUUUGAUUGUGUGACAACAAUUUAUGGCAGCUUUCCACCAGACUGACAACAAGCGCAGGGCUUGGAAUUGGCGUGAAGAUGGACAGGUGGCUUUUAUAAGGGCAACGUAGAAAUAAACAUCGCCACCAAGAAUAUAAAGAGACAUUAAAGUAAUCAUUGUACAGACAUCGCUUAAAAUGUCAAAAUAACGGGGAUUGAUCAGCCUCAAAAUGCAUGUGGACAUCCUUACUCGGGCUCACCAAACGAUUUGCCUAGAUCAGGUCAUCAAACUCAUUUUGGCCGCAUCGUAGUCAUAGUUGUCUUCUGAGGGCCAUUGUGACUGUCAACCCAAAUAAAUGUACAAACGACUCCUAUUAUAUACAGUAUAGGCUACACAACAAACGGAUAAAUAACUCCUUUUGAAACCAGAGACUACCGUUUUUUCCAUGUAUAAUGCGCAAAAUUUAACUAAUUUAUUGUCCUAAAAUCUGGGGUGCGCAUUAUACAUGGUACAAAAUAUAUAUAUAUAUAUAUACAUAUUAAUUUUUUUUAAUCGGAAUAUGAUACGGAGGCCGCCAUUACAGAUGCGCUUUCUACUCUGCUGUUCACUUCAAACACACUCCAUACGAACACAAUGCUCUGGUAUCAGACGCUUGCUCGAUCACCUGCUCGUUUGCUGUCACAAUGUACCCUACACAAAUCCGAAACAUUUCUUCGCUAUCGAGUUUGCUAGCGCAUGCGCAGUGAUACUGACCGGCGGAAUAACAUCCGGUUGUUCCCAAAGAUGAUCUUUUUUCUGAAAUCAUUUUACGUUCACCGACUUAAGUAGGAGUCAAAAUUUGGGUGCGUAUUAUACAUGGGUACAGGCUUUUUUCCAGCAUCAACAUGCCAUUUUUAGGGUGCGUAUUAUACAUGGGGGCGCAUUAUACAUUGUAAAAAACGGUAUAAUGACAGUGCGGGUCAAAAUUGGCCCGCGCGCCGCAGUUUGACACACCCGGCCGAAGUCAUGAUAUGUUUAAAUCUGCAAGGGUUCUUUUGACUUACAUUUCCGCUGAAAUCCACGUCAGGGGUAUUUCCUCCGCCGCCGCCUAUCCAAAAAGGAGGUGCCACAUUCAGAUGGAUUAGGGAGGCUCCUAAUCAUCUAUUUCAAGUUGAAU
Messenger RNA from Syngnathus typhle (broad-nosed pipefish), 6469 nucleotides. RefSeq names its product chloride channel protein 2-like. NCBI's taxonomy places the organism in Eukaryota, Metazoa, Chordata, Actinopteri, Syngnathiformes, Syngnathidae. The transcript has 25 exons. Gene Ontology annotation, cellular component: membrane. The record is from RefSeq and is a predicted model, not a curated record. Bases 658 to 3621 code for a protein of 987 amino acids. Gene Ontology annotation, biological process: chloride transport; transmembrane transport. Gene Ontology annotation, molecular function: voltage-gated chloride channel activity.